Chilo suppressalis (striped riceborer) is the source of this 845-nucleotide messenger RNA. NCBI's taxonomy places the organism in Eukaryota, Metazoa, Arthropoda, Insecta, Lepidoptera, Crambidae. The record is from the annotation of a GenBank genome assembly.
UUACAGUCAAAUGCAUCGUGUCAACAAUUUUCAAAAAGCAUCUGUGUAUAAUAUAUUUUUAUAAAACAAUUCAAAUUAUUAUUGACUCAUGAAAAUUUGCAAUGAACGCUAAACACCCAACUGAUCCAGGAAGCAAUGUCUCAAAAUUUACUGGAUACGAUCCUAAAAAAUACGCAGUUACCGAUGUUUCCCUGACAGUGCGCACAGAUGACAGUCUGACUCCCGGUAGACCACCAUGUUUAACACAACAGACCAUCGGGAAGUACUUACAACCUUUGACCAGGGAGCUGUCUAUGAUACCACCGGCACCGACGAUAGAUGAAUUGCCUGACGAAGUCAUCAACCAAAUGGUUUUGAAGGACAAAGCAUUCUGGGUGGACAAACCAGGAGCAAACGCAUAUACCCUUCACGAUGCCUACUACAACUACGGCAUGACCACGGAAAUAGUUAAACCACCACAUCAAGACGUGUUUCCCCGUUCAUAUCAAUACGACCUAGACUGCGUGCGUUACAGACGCACACACGCGUGCGACGGGCUUAAGGCAACUCCCGGUGAAAAUAAGAAAGCUGUCAGUCCUCAUUGUCGCGACUGCAAGAAGUACAUAGAGCCUGCCUUAACUCCGUUCCAAUUGGCGUGGGCACAAGAUGCCGGGCAGAAGAGGUGGCGAUACUAUCCCGACCUUACCGCCUCCCUUACUGCAGACGAGAUCAAGACUUCUAUGGAUAACGUUGGUCGCCCGUUCCAGAACGAAGCUUGCAAUUGGUAUUACAAAAACUAUCCAUCCCAAAAAUACGACGUCAUCUUACGUAAAUUUUCACAAUAAACCACGCACGAUAGACACCAA